Molecule: messenger RNA, 1498 nt
Organism: Xenopus laevis (African clawed frog)
Lineage: Eukaryota; Metazoa; Chordata; Amphibia; Anura; Pipidae
Product: organic solute transporter subunit alpha
Exons: 8
Coding region: 1-1023 (340 amino acids)
Source: RefSeq, a predicted model, not a curated record
AUGGAUCCUCAGGAAAAUGCUACCCAACCACCAGUCAACCCCAUCUGUAGAACCAGGGAUGCUCCUUACUCCUAUGAAAUCUUGCAAAGUCUUGAUACGACUGGUAUAUUGCUCUUUGCUAUGUUAACAUUAAUGACGCUCGUAACACUGUUGGUGUUUUUGGAAGAAGCUUACUAUAUGUACAGAAAAAUUCCUAGCCACAAAUAUUACUUAAUCAUUUGGAUAAAUGCAGGAGCCAUGAUGAUUUCAACCACGUCCUGCUUUGGAAUGUGGAUUCCACGUAGCACCAUGUUUACAGACUUCACCGCCUCUGUGUUCCUUGCGAUGUUAGUACACAAGUUUCAGCUCAUGCUGGUAAAUGAAUGUGGAGGAAGAAAAGAAUUUCUGAGCAAAUUUGGUGAUACGAAGCUCAAGAUUAGCACUGGUCCCUUCUGCUGCUGUUGCCUGUGCCUGCCCCAUACAGACAUCAACAGACGGACUUUAUUCAUCCUGAAGCUGGGUACGUUUCAAUUUGCAUUCCUACGCCCGGUACUUAUGUUUCUGGCUGUGGUUCUUUGGACAAAUGGAAACUUUGUAAUUGGCAAUUCAUCUCUGAAUAAUGCCACAAUGUGGAUCAAUUUUGCCAUUGCUAUUAUGACAAUAACAGCACUUUGGGCAGUGGGAGUUUUGUUUAAUCUGGUAAAGAACACUUUGAAUGACCAAAAUAUUGUUCCCAAGUUUGCAGUCUAUCAGUUUACAGUCAUUCUGAGCCAACUGCAAACUGCAGUCAUCAAUGUUCUUGGUACAAUGGGUAUUAUUGGUUGUGUUCCUCCUCUCCCCGGCUCAUCAAGGGCUUCCUACAUGAACCAGCAGCUUCUCAUUAUGGAAAUGUUCCUGGUCACAGUCGUCUGCCGAGUGCUUUACCGGAGGAGAUAUGACGAGGGGGAAAAUCUUAUAGAAAACCUAGAGACCAAUGAUAAUUUACAAAACAGCAUGGUGUAUGUAAAUCCCAAAGCUUUGGAAGAUGGACCCUACAGUACUUAAAGGGCACCAAGACACAUUCUCAGUAGAUUGUUGUGUUUUAACUUCUUGUACUGAAACUUUAGAUCUCACACUUUGGGGAACAUGUACAAAGUUCAGUGUAGUUAUAGUAGCUCAGCACCUAUUUUACACAUUGCCUGACCACUACGAAUAUACAGUUCAGCUGUCACUGGUGCUUCUAUAACUGCACUGACUGACCAACUGCAUCGUGCACUGUGGCUCUGUAUCUUUAGAAAAGCUUCUCCCGGUCUACAAGAAAGUGCAGAGCAUUUGUGGCCUUUACCAUUGCUUUGAAUUUAUAGUGCAGCUGCUGCAUUGUAUAUUUCUUCACUGUACAUGGAAUUCUAAGCUACCAAGUCACAGUAGUGAAGUUAUAAAUUCCAGCACACCUCCAAGUACUGGCACACUAAGAGGUUGCACUGCCUCUCUACAUUCUCAAUAUGUAGCGGUUGCAUCUGACUCCAUUUCACUUUUUUUG